Messenger RNA from Zootoca vivipara (common lizard), 1190 nucleotides. RefSeq lists its product as uncharacterized. NCBI's taxonomy places the organism in Eukaryota, Metazoa, Chordata, Lepidosauria, Squamata, Lacertidae. The record is from RefSeq and is a predicted model, not a curated record.
UGAAACCAAGCAUCCCCUCCCCUAGGUCAUCAGACUAGUAUGCUAGAACACAAUUUAUUCAUUUCUUUUCUACCUACCUCCUUCUUAGAUCAGAAGGAACUGAAAAUUAAAACUGAUUUUAAAAUGGCAAUGGAGAUGAUUCGAAGCACUGUUGUUGGGACUGAUUCAAAGUAUAAGGACAAGGAUGACCUUCUAAUACUUGCUGCAGCUGAAAACUUAACACGGGAAAUACAGUAUCUUACCAGCAGAAAUGAUCAACUGCAAAAGGAAAUUGACAUAAUUUCUAGAAACGUGAAAGAUGGCUGGGUUUACUUUAAUAAUGCAUACUAUUGGUUGUCUGAUGAGGAACAUUCAUGGAUGAAUUCCCAACAAGCAUGUCAGAGGGAAGAUGCCACGCUCCUUUCUAUAGAAACAAAGGAAGAACAGAUAUUUGUGGCAGAUCUAGUAUACGCCAAAAAAAAACCUUUUUGGCUUGGACUCUUUAAAGACAAGCAAGGGAAAUGGAAAUGGCUAUCAGGUACAAUGGUUGGAGCGGAUGAGUACUGGAGACGGAAAGAGCCAAAUUCAGGCAAGAAGCACGACUGUGGUGCAAUGUACUUUAGCUGCCCACAAACGAAGUGCUGGGUAGCCUACAUCUGUGAGCAUCGCAAAGGGUGUAUUUGCAAGAAGGUGCCGAAAGAUGUUUGGCUCAACUAAGACACUUUAAAAUGAACAAAAUUGGAUCUCAUGAUCACUACACAAAAACAAAACCAAGAGAUCACCCCACCCCACUGUUUUAAUGCACAAUCCACACUCUUCCAUUUAGAUUAUGGGACUCUCUGGCAUCAGCCCUCAAAAACACCUUGAAAAGACCUUAUUCUGCAAGCUCAAACAUAGAUGACUACAAAAAUAAAGAAUGGAAGGGUCCAGUCAUAGCCUGUUUACUGUUUAAUGUAUUUAUUUGCAAUGCAUACCAAUAUUUGUUUCCUUACUCUGUGUAUUUGAUGCCCCAUUGCCCCUUCUGAUCUCCAUGGUCGCUACUUUACAAGGCACAGAAGGACAACCAUGCAUGCCAGGCAAGGAUAAUGGGGGCCACCCAGCGCCUGGUGUCCCUUUCUAGCAGACUCAUCACAAAUACAACUUUGGCUUCAUCACUGGGAAAUUCUGGCGGCCUUGCUCUCAUAAAGAGCUAACAUUGGGUAACAAACACA